Closterium sp. Naga37s-1 is the source of this 2580-nucleotide messenger RNA. The record is from the annotation of a GenBank genome assembly. NCBI's taxonomy places the organism in Eukaryota, Viridiplantae, Streptophyta, Zygnematophyceae, Desmidiales, Closteriaceae.
AUGGAACAGCCAGCCUUCAAUACUGCCGUGCAGUUACUUAGGAGUAUCCUUCAAGGAGGAUGUUGCCCAGUCAUUGCGUGCGGAAACACAGCCAUUGCUCAUUCCGCCAUCCAACACGAACAAGUCAAGCAGGCGGGGGUGAAGCUGCACCAGAAGCAGCAUCACUCACUCGCGGUCGCCCCUUGUGAAGUGACGGGCGUGGCAUCAGUCCAGUGCGUGCACGGCAUAGUGGGCUGCCAUGCCGGUGAGCUCAUCAGCUGCCAGCAGUGUGAGGGUGGGGUGGGCUCUCUGUACCGCGGCGCCACCACCUGUGCCUCCAGCACCGAAAUCAGCAGCGGAGCGCUGCUCUGCGGCAUGGGGCUGAGCAUGGGGCUGAGCAUGGGGCUGAGCAUGGGCCUGAGCAUGGGGCUGAGCAUGGGCCUGAGCAUGGGGCUGAGCAUGGGCCUGGGCCUGAGCAUGGGGCUGAGCAUGGGGCUGAGCAUGGGGCUGAGCAUGGGGCUGAGCAUGGGGCUGAGCAUGGGGCUGAGCAUGGGGCUGAGCAUGGGGCUGAGCAUGGGGCUGAGCAUGGGGCUGAGCAUGGGGCUGAGCAUGGGGCUGAGCAUGGGGCUGAGCAUGGGGCUGAGCAUGGGGCUGAGCAUGGGGCUGAGCAUGGGGCUGAGCAUGGGGCUGAGCAUGGGGCUGAGCAUGGGGCUGAGCAUGGGGCUGAGCAUGGGGCUGAGCAUGGGGCUGAGCAUGGGGCUGAGCAUGGGGCUGAGCAUGGGGCUGAGCAUGGGGCUGAGCAUGGGGCUGAGCAUGGGGCUGAGCAUGGGGCUGAGCAUGGGGCUGAGCAUGGGGCUGAGCAUGGGGCUGAGCAUGGGGCUGAGCAUGGGGCUGAGCAUGGGGCUGAGCAUGGGGCUGAGCAUGGGGCUGAGCAUGGGGCUGAGCAUGGGGCUGAGCAUGGGGCUGAGCAUGGGGCUGAGCAUGGGGCUGAGCAUGGGGCUGAGCAUGGGCCUGAGCAUGGGCCUGAGCAUGGGGCUGAGCAUGGGCCUGAGCAUGGGCCUGAGCAUGGGGCUGAGCAUGGGCCUGAGCAUGGGGCUGAGCAUGGGGCUGAGCAUGGGCCUGAGCAUGGGGCUGAGCAUGGGCCUGAGCAUGGGGCUGAGCAUGGGCCUGAGCAUGGGGCUGAGCAUGGGCCUGAGCAUGGGGCUGAGCAUGGGCCUGAGCAUGGGGCUGAGCAUGGGCCUGAGCAUGGGGCUGAGCAUGGGGCUGAGCAUGGGGCUGAGCAUGGGCCUGAGCAUGGGGCUGAGCAUGGGCCUGAGCAUGGGCCUGAGCAUGGGCCUGAGCAUGGGGCUGAGCAUGGGACUGAGCAUGGGGCUGAGCAUGGGCCUGAGCAUGGGCCUGAGCAUGGGGCUGAGCAUGGGCCUGAGCAUGGGCCUGAGCAUGGGGCUGAGCAUGGGCCUGAGCAUGGGGCUGAGCAUGGGGCUGAGCAUGGGCCUGAGCAUGGGGCUGAGCAUGGGCCUGAGCAUGGGGCUGAGCAUGGGCCUGAGCAUGGGGCUGAGCAUGGGCCUGAGCAUGGGGCUGAGCAUGGGCCUGAGCAUGGGGCUGAGCAUGGGCCUGAGCAUGGGGCUGAGCAUGGGCCUGAGCAUGGGGCUGAGCAUGGGCCUGAGCAUGGGGCUGAGCAUGGGCCUGAGCAUGGGGCUGAGCAUGGGCCUGAGCAUGGGGCUGAGCAUGGGCCUGAGCAUGGGGCUGAGCAUGGGCCUGAGCAUGGGGCUGAGCAUGGGCCUGAGCAUGGGGCUGAGCAUGGGGCUGAGCAUGGGGCUGAGCUUGGGCCUGAGCAUGGGGCUGAGCAUGGGCCUGAGCAUGGGGCUGAGCAUGGGCCUGAGCAUGGGGCUGAGCAUGGGCCUGAGCAUGGGGCUGAGCAUGGGCCUGAGCAUGGGGCUGAGCAUGGGCCUGAGCAUGGGGCUGAGCAUGGGCCUGAGCAUGGGGCUGAGCAUGGGCCUGAGCAUGGGGCUGAGCAUGGGCCUGAGCAUGGGGCUGAGCAUGGGGCUGAGCAUGGGGCUGAGCUUGGGCCUGAGCAUGGGGCUGAGCAUGGGCCUGAGCAUGGGGCUGAGCAUGGGCCUGAGCAUGGGGCUGAGCAUGGGCCUGAGCAUGGGGCUGAGCAUGGGCCUGAGCAUGGGGCUGAGCAUGGGCCUGAGCAUGGGGCUGAGCAUGGGGCUGAGCAUGGGCCUGAGCAUGGGGCUGAGCAUGGGCCUGAGCAUGGGGCUGAGCAUGGGGCUGAGCAUGGGCCUGAGCAUGGGGCUGAGCAUGGGCCUGAGCAUGGGGCUGAGCAUGGGCCUGAGCAUGGGGCUGAGCAUGGGCCUGAGCAUGGGGCUGAGCAUGGGCCUGAGCAUGGGGCUGAGCAUGGGCCUGAGCAUGGGCCUGAGCAUGGGGCUGAGCAUGGGGCCUGAGCAUGGGGCUGAGCAUGGGGCUGAGCAUGGGCCUGAGCAUGGGGCUGAGCAUGGGCCUGAGCAUGGGGCUGAGCAUGGGCCUGAGCAUGGGCCUGAGCAUGGGGCUGAGCAUGGGCCUGAGCAUGGGGCUGAGCAUGGGCCUGAGCAUGGGGCCUGA